Molecule: messenger RNA, 909 nt
Organism: Fusarium keratoplasticum
Lineage: Eukaryota; Fungi; Ascomycota; Sordariomycetes; Hypocreales; Nectriaceae
Product: 60S ribosomal protein L5
Exons: 3
Coding region: 1-909 (302 amino acids)
Biological process (GO): ribosomal large subunit assembly; translation
Cellular component (GO): ribosome; cytosolic large ribosomal subunit
Molecular function (GO): 5S rRNA binding; structural constituent of ribosome
Source: RefSeq, a predicted model, not a curated record
AUGGUUUUCCACAAGUUGGUCAAGAACAGCGCGUACUACAGCCGCUACCAAACCAAGUACAAGCGCCGCCAGCAGGGCAAGACCGACUACUACGCCCGCAAGCGCCUCAUCACCCAGGCCAAGAACAAGUACAAUGCGCCCAAGUACCGCCUCGUCGUCCGCUUCACCAACAAGGACAUCAUCUGCCAGAUCGUCACCUCUGAGAUCUCUGGCGACAAGGUCUUCGUCUCUGCCUACUCGCACGAGCUCAAGGCCUACGGUAUCGAGCACGGUCUGACCAACUGGGCCGCUGCCUACGCCACCGGUCUCCUCAUCGCCCGCCGCGCCCUCAAGAAGCUCGGCCUCGACGAGGACUUCACCGGUGUCGAGGAGGCCGAUGGUGAGUUCACCCUCACCGAGGCCGCCGAGACCGACGAUGGCGAGCGCCGCCCCUUCAAGGUCUUCCUCGACGUUGGCCUGAAGCGCACCUCCACCGGUGCCCGUGUCUUUGGUGCCAUGAAGGGUGCCUCUGACGGUGGUAUCCUCGUCCCCCACUCCGAGAAGCGAUUCCCCGGUUACGACAUGGAGACCAAGGAGCUCGACGCUGACGUCCUCCGCAACUAUAUCUACGGUGGCCACGUCGCUGAGUACAUGGAGACUCUUGCCGACGACGAUGAGGAGCGUUACCGCAGCCAGUUCCAGAAGUACAUCGACGACGACGUCGAGGCUGAGGGUCUUGAGGACCUUUACACUGAGGCCCACGCCGCCAUCCGUGAGGACCCCUUCAAGAAGGCCGAGGGCGAGGGUGAGAAGAAGACCAAGGAGGAGUGGAAGGCCAUCUCCAAGAAGUACCGAACCCCCAAGCAGACCAAGGAGCAGAAGGAGAAGCGGGUGCAGGAGCGCAUCGCCGAGCUUCUGGACGAGGAAUAA